Molecule: messenger RNA, 1344 nt
Organism: Rubroshorea leprosula
Lineage: Eukaryota; Viridiplantae; Streptophyta; Magnoliopsida; Malvales; Dipterocarpaceae
Source: the annotation of a GenBank genome assembly
ACCUUUUAAAUGCCCUUAAAAUUAAUAUCUUACUAAACAAUUUUCAAAAUACAUCCUCACAUCACGGAGAAAUACCACACACUUACCAUCUUAACUUUGGGUUUACGCAAAUGCAUCUCAAAUUUGACAAAUGUUUCAAUGUAAAAGCUUCGAAUCUCCAGGUGACUGCUCCAGGGGACAGCCCUAAUACGGAUGGAAUUCAUGUCACCGAGACGAAGAAUAUUAAGAUUCUGAACUCUGUCAUCAGGACAGGUGAUGACUGUAUUUCCAUAGUCAGUGGCUCAAAAAAUGUUCGUGCCAUUGGUAUAACCUGUGGACCGGGGCACGGGAUAAGUAUUGGAAGUUUAGGGGCUGGGAAUUCGGCUGGCUAUGUGUCAAAUGUUCUGGUAGACAAACUUCGUAGUCCAACACCGUUGAAGUCCUCAGCUGCUUCUACACCUGAAAAUCCCGAGAGUGUUUCCUCGAGUAUUUCCUCGAGGCAAUUCGUAUGUGGUAACAAACAUUGCAAUGAAAAAGAUGGUUUAGCAAGCUAUGAGAAUUUCAUAAUGGAAUCCAGAACAAAUGAACAGAAACCAAAGUUCAAAAGAAUAUGUGUAUUUUGUGGCAGCAGGGCUGGAUACAAGGCUUCAUUCAGUGAUGCAGCUCUUGAGCUUGGUAAACAGCUGGUGGAGAAAAAGAUUGAUUUAGUGUAUGGAGGAGGAAGUAUAGGACUGAAAGGUUUGAUCUCUAUGACUGUCUUCAAUGGAGGUUGCCAUGUUCUUGGAGUGAUUCCUAAAGCUCUUCUGUCCCAUGAGAUAUCAGAAACUAAUGGAGAAGUGAAAAUAGUUGAAGAUAUGCACCAAAUGAAGUCAGAAAUGUCGAAACAUGCUGAUGCUUUUAUUGCACUUCCUGGUGGUUAUGGAACCAUGGAAGAGCUUUUAGAGAUAAUAGCGUGGGCUCAGUUAGGAAUUCAUGAUAAACCAGUGGGAUUGUUGAACGUUGAUGGCUAUUACAACAGUUUGCUUUCCUUAUUUGACAAAGGAGUGGAGGAAGGUUUCAUACAAGGUUCUGAAAGAAACAUAGUGGUUAUAGCAGAUACAGCGGCAGAGCUCCUCAGGAAGAUGGAGGAGUAUGCACCAGUACAUGAAAAGGUUGCUCCCAAACAAUGUUGGGAAGUGGACCAAUUAUUGGAGUCUACAAGUAGGGAAACCCUAACAUCUUAGAUAUUUAAUCAACCAUCAAGGUUUUAUGUGUAUCAUAUGUUUUACUGUUACUACCAUUUCAAUCAAAAUGAAAAGGACAACUCCCUACUUGGUUGACUGAAGGUUUGCUCCUAACUUUUUCCAAUGAAUUCUCUAAUCUUAA